Molecule: messenger RNA, 1836 nt
Organism: Podospora bellae-mahoneyi
Lineage: Eukaryota; Fungi; Ascomycota; Sordariomycetes; Sordariales; Podosporaceae
Exons: 2
Coding region: 1-1836 (611 amino acids)
Source: RefSeq, a predicted model, not a curated record
AUGGCCGCCCAGCCAUCGUUCAAUUCCAAUAACCCGUUUCGUCGCAGGCCCGUUGCCGCUACCGACGUCCCAGAUCUGCAGUCGACGACCCCUCCUCCGCCACCACCGCCGGCGAUACAGGGUGAUGAUAAUACCUCGAGUUUGACGAUUGGGGGCGGCGGCGGUGAUCAAUUCUGGGAAACAUUGCAGGGUGUACCGAGACCGGCUCAGCCGCCGCCGACGACGAGUUUUCUGAAGCAAAAGGUUGUCAAGAAGGUGAGGGUGCAGAGCCCGCCGCCGAGUAGUUCGGAGGAGAGUGAUGGGUUUGGGGAGAGGUUCCCGCCGAUUGGGGAGCCGGAUGAGGAGAGUGAUAGUGGUAGUGAGAGUAGUGAGGAGGAGGGGGAGGAGGGGGAGGAGGGGAGGAGGGGGGGAGGAGGAGGAGGUGGUGGUGGAGGUAGAUCCUUUUGGGGUGGGUGGGGGUCGAAUAAGAGCUCGGUUGAGGAGUUGGCGGUGCAAAGGGGGGAUAGGUGGCGGGAGGGAGGGGUGCCGAGGAUAUCUUUUCAGAUGGGACAACCAGGGUUGGAGGAGAGGGGGGAAACUGAGGUGGGGGCAGGAGGGUCGAGGGGAGGGCUGGAUGUGGAUGCGUUCAGGAGGCUGUUGUUGACUGGACAGACCGGGGGAUCAACACCGGCACGGUCGAGUGCUGAUCUCGGGAGGGCGGAGGAAAGAGCUGGGACGGAGAUAACGAUACAGUUGCAGGACCCGCCACGUCUAUCACGGGAAAUACCAGGCCAGACGGUUGGAGAUGAGCAGCAGAGGUUACUCCCCAACCCUCCCGCCGCCACCCUCCAACCUGCACCGACCAUCCUGAGAAAGAAACCCCCUCCCCCGAGCUCCCGCCAUGGAAAACUCAUCCGACCAGACCCGACCCGCCAGGAGAGCAGCAGCUCCCUAGGCGGCAAAACCUCGUCUUCAUCAUCACUAGCAAGCCCUAAACCUGUCACGUCACCAUCUCGACAGCGGCCCCCAACCCCGUCAGACGUUAACAAACCCCUCCCUUCCCAACCCUCGGUGUCAGAAGAUGGCAAUAUCUUCGACCACGAAGCAGCAGGGAAGAUUCCCGAGCCUGCCAUGCCCGACCCAGGUCUUCACAUCAUCCACGCUUUACGCUCCCCCUCCCCAACCUCUAGUCUGCCGACACCACCACCGUCCGAGCCUAGGCCUUUUUCACCAGAGGAGGAACUGUUUAGCAGUACUCGUCGAUCAUCAAUGGAAUCGACCCGUUCCCGGUCUUCUUCCUUACGAGCCAACAUCCACGCGCCGGCACCGCCGCCCCCGAGGAGACCAUCGCAGAGGGUGGUGGCGUCACCCAGUGGUGAGGCUGUAUCUCCGCCGCCGACACUGUCUGGGAGUAGUACGCCGAAUAAUAACAGUGUGGUCACAACGACGCUGGCGGGAUCGGUGGUGGAAGCUAUUGCCAGCCCUCCACCGGUGGUAGGGACGGCAAAGGAAAAGUUGACGCCACCGCCGCCGCCUCCGGCUAGGGGGGCGAGUGUGAGGGCUAAGAAACCUGUCGGGGCAGCGGGGGAGGGGGUGGUGAGGAGGAGUAGUGGGAAUAGCAAGCCGGCGCCGCCGGUGCCGAAGCAUAGGGGUGGUGGUGGUGGUGGUGGUGGUAGUGUUAGGAAUAGUGCUAUGGCGAUGGCGACGGCGGCAACACCGGACACGACGGAUGAGGUGGUGGUGUCCUCACCUGGGGGUGGGGGUGGUGAUGGGGUGGAUAUACUGGCUGAUUUGACGAGGUUGCAGAGGGAGGUGGAUGAGUUGAGGGCUGGGUUGGCUAAUGGGGGGUCGAAGUGA